Molecule: messenger RNA, 5227 nt
Organism: Tachyglossus aculeatus (Australian echidna)
Lineage: Eukaryota; Metazoa; Chordata; Mammalia; Monotremata; Tachyglossidae
Gene: PRKAR2A
Product: protein kinase cAMP-dependent type II regulatory subunit alpha
Biological process (GO): regulation of protein phosphorylation
Cellular component (GO): cAMP-dependent protein kinase complex
Molecular function (GO): cAMP-dependent protein kinase regulator activity
Source: RefSeq, a predicted model, not a curated record
CGGCGUGAGGCGAUCCCAGGCUGCGGUCCCGAGAUGAGCAACAUCGAGAUCCCGGCGGGGCUCACGGAGCUGCUGCAAGGCUACACGGUGGAGGUGCUGAGGCACCGGCCCCCGGACCUGGUGGACUUCGCCGUGGAGUAUUUCAGCCGGCUCAAGGGGGGGCGCGGGCGGGAGCCGCCCAAAGGCGCGGCGGCCCGCGGGGUCAACUUCGAAGGCGCCGAGGAGCCCAUGCAGACCGAGUCGAACGGGGAGGAAGAGGACGACUCCGACUUUGAGCCUCCUGUGAUUAACAGAUUCAACAGAAGAGUAUCAGUCUGUGCUGAAGCCUUCAACCCUGAUGAGGAGGAAGAAGAUUCAGAACCAAGGGUAGUUCACCCCAAAACUGAUGAACAGAGAUGCAGACUUCAGGAGGCUUGCAAAGAUAUUCUUCUCUUCAAAAACCUAGAUCAGGAGCAGUUGUCUCAGGUCCUUGAUGCCAUGUUUGAGAGGAAGGUGAAACCGCAGGAACAUGUGAUUGACCAAGGAGAUGAUGGAGACAACUUUUAUGUCAUCGAACGUGGAUUGUAUAAUAUUUUCGUAUCAAGGGAGUCUGAAAAUCGCUGUGUCGGCCGCUAUGAUAACCAUGGAAGUUUUGGAGAACUGGCCUUGAUGUACAACACUCCAAGAGCUGCUACCAUUGUAGCCACAACAGAAGGUGCUCUUUGGGGACUGGAUCGAGUGACAUUCAGAAGAAUCAUACUGAAGAACAAUGCGAAGAAGAGAAAGAUGUUUGAAUUGUUCAUUGAAUCCGUGCCUCUUCUUAAAUCCCUGGAGGUCUCGGAGAGAAUGAAGAUUGUUGAUGUAAUAGGAGAGAAGAUCUAUAAAGAUGGAGAGCGCAUCAUUGCUCAGGGUGAAAAAGCAGACAGCUUUUACAUUGUGGAGUCUGGUGAAGUGAAAAUCUUGAUUAAAAGCAAGACAAUGACCGUUAAAGAAGGAAACCAGGAAGUGGAGAUUGCACGGUGUCGUAAAGGACAGUACUUUGGAGAGCUUGCUCUUGUCACCAACAAACCCAGAGCAGCGUCUGCUUAUGCCGUCGGAGAUGUCAAAUGCCUAGUUAUGGAUGUGCAAGCAUUUGAGAGAUUGCUGGGACCCUGCAUGGACAUUAUGAAGAGAAAUAUAACGCAUUAUGAGGAGCAGCUGGUGGCAAUGUUUGGUUCUAGCAUGGACCUGGUGGAUCCAGGCAACUAGGCACGCCAUACCUCAGUGCCUUCUCAGUUCAACAAAGAAAAAGCCUCCUGUCAGCAACACAAAAACACAAAAUAAAAUGGACACUACGGAACAGUUAUUGCUGCUGCUGUCGUCUCGGGCAUUUUAGUAAACCAUAAUUAAGCCUCAGCACAUAUUGAUGGGUAGAGGCUCAACCUGUGCCUCCACUUUGCUGCUGAAAUUCCAUUCUUAGACCUCUUUUCAUGAUUAUUCUAACCCAUCUUUCACUUCUUUGGUUCAGAAUGGCAAGUCUCUCCUGCAGUUUAAGUGCCUGAUGCAGAGUCCAAAGUAAAAAAGCUGUUAAGCCCGUUUCUUUCUCUUGCUGCUGCUGUUAGUGGCACUUCGAAACCAAAAUUCAAAUCUGUAGAAACUUUUCUAUCGAGGCAGACUAUCCCAGUUCCAUCAGGGAGGAAGCUUCCCGCCGCCCCCCCCCCGCCCACCUUGUAGUCUCUUGGUCUCUUUCUCUGACGUGACUUCAGUUGAUGUCAAAACCCGCUUUCAAUUGUAGCAUUUAGUUUUUAAAUCGAAGGGUUGUAGGGAUUUGAAAUUGGCGAAGCUUUGGAGUGAGAUGGUCCUGAGGCCUUUGUGCCAUCUGCCGAAAGCGGCAUGAAUUACAGCUGAUUGUAGGGGGGAAAGAAAAACGAAACAAAAAACCAGCCCAUGGUGAUUCUUAGACGCAGAAGAGCAUUACAAUAACAGGUUCCAUAAGUUGACUUUUGUUUUGGAGAAGGUGAAAGGAAAGGGGGACGAGAAACAAGUUUGCUUUUUGAGCAUUGUGUGGUUAGCAGAGAUUCUUUUUCUUUUUUGUCGUUGCUUAUUUCAGUGCAGUGCGUUUGAUUGAAUCGUGUUCUGAUUUAGAGAUUGCUAGGAGUAUCUUCCUGAAGGACUUCCCUUGUUAAACUUCCGCUAUCCCUUUCUUCCCUGCUUUCAGCGUCAGCAGGUGGGUAAGAUACUGCCGAAAGGUUGACCUAUUCCCUCUUGCGGAAGGAGCCCUUUCUACUAUAGCUUUGCUGUUAAAUGACAGGUUUUAAAACUCUAUAAAAAGGAAAAAAAAAAUUUUGUAACUUAAAAGGAAAAGUAUUUCUGUACUCAAGGGAGACCCCCUCAAUCUUACUCUUUUUGCAGUUCUCUUAGACGCAACUAGACAGUCCCAAAUGUCAGCAGAAUUGUGUAAAGGUUGCAGAGGUUGGCAGCGUUGAAGGUUUGAAGAAUUCAAGAGAGGCUCUGCUAGUUGAGGUGUUUGGAGUUCUGAUAUUUUGGUUGUGGUUUCUGAGGGUCAGCUAGCCUGGGUGUGAAAUCAAACACCUGUUCUAUCUUUAACGUUUGUCAGGUAAAAUUCUUGAUGGAGCUGAGAUUUCGUAAUGAGGCAUUAGGAGCCGUGUCACACAAAAGCGGUAACAGUUUUCUAUUUCAAAUAUGGGGAGUUGAGGGGUCAUUUAGGGGCCCUCUCCAUUUUAAAUUUUCAUUUGACUCACAACACUCUGGAACUUCCCCAAUUGCGGCUAAUGAUGUUGCUAGGACUGCCAUUUGCAGGAAGACCGCUGUUGUUGGCACAAUGUCAAUAUCCGAGAGGCGCGCAGCUAUAACUUCGAGUAGUAUUUUCUGACCAGAAGUGAUUUCUUGUUCAUUCACCUCUUCACCAUUUCUGCUGUAGAAAUUGGAAGCCAACUGAGAACUGGACAGGUGGCCUUGCCGUUGUAGCGAUCUGAACUGUAACUGAGGCUUAAUGAGCCAGAGAUUCAGCACUGUGAAAGACCAUUUGACGCUUGCAGUGUUCUUUUUCCAACUCCAUUCUAUUCCAUAGUCAGUGUGGUGAAUGUCAUCCCCCAGAUUCUGUUGAGCAUCCGAUGAACAAGCCAAAAGGCCACAAACAAUGUGUGUCUGUUUCCCAGUGUCGUCACUUUGUAGUCACCAGUAUAGAAGUGUAAAAGUUCUGGAACAGUAGCAGCUUCUUACAAGAAAAAUGGGGAAAUGUGGCCUUCUGAAUGACGUGGAUCUCUAAGAAGUCGUUGCCAUCUAUGGAUUGCCCGAACAAGGCUUAAGAAAGUCACACCAAGCAGUCUAGAAUCCGAGAUCUUAAGCCAGUACCCGUAUCCUUGGAGUUCUCCAGUGGCUCAUGCUAGGGAUCGACUCCUCCCAAUAAGCUUUGGAAAUUCCAAGGUGGCCAAAAUGAUCUCUCGGGUGCUCUUGCGCCCCAACAUUUCACCGUGCCAUACAGACUGGAGCCAAACAGGCUUUUAAGUCUUUCCGUUGACCUGAUAUGACUAUUUAAAACCGCUUGCCGUAUGGAGCUUUAUACCUCCUUUUCGGCAAAAUGAUGGAACUGGAUCGUAGCAAAGGGAUUGGGGAACUUUGUUAGUGGCGAGAGUAAGAUGACUCGGCUUGAGAAUGACGAAGAGGUUGUUAGGAGGGGACAUCACUGCCUCUGAAUUUAAAACAGAUGGGUCUUUGGGUACAUUCACAAUUUGGAGAGGUACAGGUAAAGGUCCGCUAGCCCAGUUUUAGUGUUUUCUAACUUACCCGAGGCCAGCAAAGCGGCUCCACUGAUACUCUGCCGUGUUGCAGUGUCACUUUCACGGAGUUUGGUAGGUUCCGUGGUAGUCUGGAAGCAGAGAAAAGUGAUCUUUUGAAAUAAGUUGUAUGAAAAGGUCUUGCGUGGUGCAUUUUAGCCAUGUUUUACUCAUUUAUUCUGGAAGAAGGGAGCCCCAGUUUAGGUUGGAGGCAGUAAAAGUGUGCUUUGAAAGUGGUAUUAAGCAGGUGAGAAAGAACUGGUUUGGAGACAACAACUAACAGUAUUCAUCCUCAGCUUCCUAUCCCAGCCACUUUCAUUCUUUAUCAUUAUUAUUAUUAUUAUCUUUAUUAUUAUUUUAAUCUCUUAAUGUUUGUGUGGUUUGUUGGUUGUUUAUUUUUUUUUUUUUUUUGAUCCUUGCUCUAUGUUCCGUAAAACUGCUGAGGAUUCUAAGAUCAGUAUGGAGAGAGCUUUUCAUAUGAGAAAGUUAAUGAAAGGACUCAGCAGCAAAGUGGUUAAAGAGAUGGUGUCCUUGGGAUUUGGAGGAAUAUCUGUCUUAUUUCUGAUUCUUUGCUUGUGAUUGUUGUGAAAUCAGUGAGAAGAGCUUUCAGUCGUCAGUAAUGUCCUGGCGUAUGGUAUUUCUGUUUAAUGUCACAGUACAGGUUUCACAAUGUCCAAAAGCUGAAUGCUGUCUCCUUUAAAAAAAAAAAGUGCAAAUUUGCACAGAGAAAACAAACAAAAAAAAACCUUUCACUCUUUUUCAGUUAGUUGGGUUUGGAAUUUUUGUUCUUGCCAUGUGUUUGCAAACCAAUCCUACCAAAAUACAAACUGUUUUGAGUUUUUUCACUCCAGCUACCUUUUGUUAUUCUUGCAAUUAUAACUGCUGAGUGUUUCAGUCAGUUUCAAUAAUAUAGUUUGAAUUUUGAGAGGUCUUUUGGUUUCAUUUUACAUGUUGUAGGGCUCUCGCUCUAAAAUAUAAGAGAAAUGUAACCUUGUGAGAGAAUUAACUAAAAUAAUCUACUUCAUCUGUCUUGAGUUAGAGGGACUACCAAUUUUUUCCUCCACUCCUUGUAAUAAAACAAUCUAAUUAAGCAUAAAGAUGCUACCUCAAGACUAAAAGUGCUUUAAGAGUUUUUCAUCUUUGAGAGUUCCAUACACCCUGCUUGGAAUUGUACUCUGUUGACUUUAAGAGUUAAAUGUUUGUGGGGUUGUGGUUGUUUUUUUUUAAUGAUUCACUGGGAGAUCCUUAUAUUUCGGCUCAUUUGACCGUCGGAUUUGACUCUCAUAAAGGUGUAUUAUUAGAGAGUGAUCAGCCUUGCAUUGUAGUAUUGAAAAAGCAGAACCUUAUGUUAAAAAUAACACCUGCCAUAAACAAGCUUUUGGAUUUAAAUGGAAAGAAAAAGUAAUCUAGGGUUUAGCUUCACUAUUGGUUAAUAAAUGCUGACAUGUUGUGUCUAGCCUUCCUGGUUCAAA